UUAUGGGAGCAGCGGCACCAGCCGUUGCCAACACAGGGCCAUCCGCCUUAGAUCUGUCGCAGCGCUACCAGCCCUGUGACCCAUAUCUCCACCAGGGGUGCUUUGCUUCCUCUCCUUCCAGCAUCAACUUAGCACGAAGAGAUGGAGCGCCUUUGGUGAUGCUCUUCAUCGGUGAACAUGCACCCUUUGCCAACACAGUCUGGCAAUGCAUCCAAUCCGCUGCGGUUGCCUUGAGCAUCUCCAUCCGUCCCAUCUUUGCUGGUGCCUUCUAUGGCUGCAAAGGACUGCCCAGCGGCUGCAAAGGCGACGCCACCAAGGAUUGGUUUCGUUCCUGGAUGACCAGGUGGUCAUUGGACGGAGAUCAAGCACUUCAGGUUGAAGAUAUGAAUACAGAGGCUAUGUCGCUGAUCAAGGCCAUUCAAGCAAAUCCUGAUCCAGAUGUGUCGCGGCCAGACUUUCUGCUCUGCGGAGACACGGCGCUGUUCUGCUACUUGGCCAGGCGCAGCUCUGCCUUUCGAGAGACACCAGCGUUACAUAUGUAUGGAAUGGUCUUGCUACAGUAUGUCCCCCUUUCUUGGCGUUCCAAGAUGUUGCAGGACUUCGGGCAGAGUUGGAAAGAGCAAGGCAUUCAUGAGCCAGCAGGUGUCCAGAUCGAGGUCUUGGGCCUUCAACUUCAGUGGCAGAUGGGCAUUGCCAUUCCAUUCGUGCCGUCCUCUGGCACUUCGGAUACAGCCGGGGUGCUCUAUGAACCGUCAGGCGACAUUCGACGGCUCCUGGUGCUCAAGAGUGGCUUCUUCGCAUUGGCUCCAGGUCGAGUCUUUGAUGUAGUCUUGCGGCGCUUGGGGCGUGAUACUGCGAUUCAAUGGCACCAUUGGGGAUCCGAGAACAAGAUCGAUCCCAAAGCCACCAGUUUUUUGAACUUUGCAACGAUGGCAUCUUAUUCGUGUGCUCUCUAUGUAGCGCCGGAGUUUUCCCAGUUGCUCCUUCGAGACGUCUACGGCAUUGGCUUACCAAUCCUGGCCCCGGAAAUCACGUGGCAUCAACGUUUGCUGCAACAUAUGUUUGCAUCCUGGGGGCAGCUGCAUAAUGAGCACGACGUCGGCAGAAUGUCAAGGCCUUCUGGGCGUCAGGAGGAAGUCUUCAUGGCAGCGCAACACUGGCAAUUUCCGCCCUUUUACAAUCCUUCGGAGCAUCCACCGGAGCAUCUCAAGUUUUGGCUGCCUUUGGCAGAGGUGCAUCGAUUUCCUCAUAUCGUUUACUUCACUUCUCUGACGGAGAUGAUCCAGUUGGUCCAAAGCCUCGACCUCAACGCUGUGAGCCUGCGAAUGCAGGCGCAGUCGCGGAUCAUCGCAGCCAACGUGCGGAGGUUCUAUCGCAAUGCGCUGCAAGAGCUGGGCCGCCUGGGCCUUCUGAGCGAAAAGCGGUGAGGAUUGCAGAUGGGAAAACUAUGGAAGACGACGCAUGAAGACUCCUGGAGGCAUGGAUAUCAUGGAUUUUGGCCCAGAGUUUGACAAAGACCUUCGCAUUGCUUUUCGCAUUGUUUGAUGGUCCUGGUUUUAUCGCAUUACUUGCAUCAUCUUGCAUCCACUUCUUCGAACGCCUGCGCCCUUCAUGGAGAACAAGCAGAACGAUUUGCAGUUGGAAUACAUGACAAGCCAGACUUGCUGACCUUUGGAACGCAUGAUGAUGCAGGGAAAAGAUCCCUGCAUUCGCAUUGGACGGAAGAUCCUCUGCGCCAAAUCCCCAGCAAUAUUGGCGCUUGGGGAAUUAAAGGCUCUGCGGCAAGCCUUGGAAACGCAUAGUCGACGAGAUGCGCAUGGCCCUCCACGCCUGCUUGUGGUCGCCUGACUCUUCACUUUGUUGCAAGUUUGAAGUUUUCAGGUGGCUUUCGGCCGGAUUCACUGUCCUUCAGUAGCGCUGGCAUCAGAGUAGGUGUGUCAUUUUCAUAUCUGCAUUGGUCACCGAUUGGCCCAAGAUUUUUGCAGUUUUUCAUUAGUUUUUGCCGCUUCUCACAACAUUGUUGGUUUUCCA
This is a messenger RNA of Cladocopium goreaui, 2031 nucleotides long. The record is from the annotation of a GenBank genome assembly. Lineage: Eukaryota; Dinophyceae; Suessiales; Symbiodiniaceae.